Messenger RNA from Bipolaris victoriae FI3, 1692 nucleotides. RefSeq lists its product as hypothetical. The record is from RefSeq and is a predicted model, not a curated record. The transcript is spliced from 2 exons. Gene Ontology annotation, biological process: phospholipid biosynthetic process; regulation of transcription by RNA polymerase II; endoplasmic reticulum unfolded protein response. Gene Ontology annotation, cellular component: nucleus; endoplasmic reticulum. Gene Ontology annotation, molecular function: transcription corepressor activity. Lineage: Eukaryota; Fungi; Ascomycota; Dothideomycetes; Pleosporales; Pleosporaceae. Bases 1 to 1692 code for a protein of 563 amino acids.
AUGGAGCAAGAACGCCCACUCCAGCGUGCCCCGCCGCCUGCAUACACCCAGCACGAGCCUGAGUCGCUGCAUCUGCCCUCAGUACCAACCCAUAUACCCACUCACAACCAUCACCCCGACAAUGCAAGACUCCCAGGCAUCAAGUCGCUGCAUCUGCCCGAGACCAAACCACGUCAUACGCCACACACGUCCAUAGAAUACAGUCCGCGCACAAACUUCGAGGCAUCGCAUUGGGGCGUCUUGCCUGCUCCAAAUGGCACAACCUUCCCGAGCGUGCCAGAAAGCCUGCCACGCGAAGAUGUAGGAAGCCCCAUGGACACGUCUAGUAUACGGGAAACGAGCGUCAGUAUGGAUGACCCAGAUGUACGAUUGGCAGCCGAGGCGCUAAGCGGACUGGGCAACCCAGACUUUGUCCGUUCUCCCACAGCACGAUCUCUCACAUUGUCUGCCCGCCCACCCACUGCUGAACCACCGGAACCACUUCUGUCGCUAAUCACCUCGAAUCACCCAUGGUUGGGAAGCUCCAUCAAUGGCUCCAUAUCCGCUUACAACACGACAAAAGGGUACACGCCGCGUCUAGUCCAAUAUGGUGCCGAACUGCUCGAACGCAAUAUUGGAUCACCCGUAGUAAAUACUGUUUCGUCUGUAGGUAGAAGAACCGGCAUGGAAAAGAGCCUGCGCCGUUACCUGGGCGAAGGACAUCGCCGGCCUAGUGAUCUUGAACAGGGCGACAGCGACAGUUCUAGAAGUAAGAGACAGAGGAUUGCAAGUCCUGCAGAUGAUGCCAUGGAUGUAGAUGAUGCACUUGCGGCAGCAUCGCGAACAAGAGGGGGAUCUCAAUCUUCUUACUCUGAAUCUCUUCCAGCCUACGAUGAUCAGAGAUCUCCAAACUACGAAGAGGCGAUUGUAGGAGACACGGCUGGGCAAAAAGCGCCAGAACAGCGAUCCGAGACCCCACAAGACCGUCGCGUAAACUGGUCUACACAGCUCAUCAUGACCACCUCUGGUCUUGGUGUUGCUCUGUCCGAGACAUCACUGCGCUCCUUGAAAAUCUGCCUAGGUCUCCUCCGCAGCGCAACAACACACAUUGACUCCGUCAUGCGUGCACUCAAGCUGGUCCUGGAAGAAUACGAAGCCGCGCUGCGCAACCAAAGGGAGUCUUCGUCCAACAGCACCAACCACAACAUUGCCCAAGACGAAAAGGCCCAACUCAACGGCAACAUGGCACAAAUGGGCCUCGUAGAUUCCGACAAGGACGACCAAGUCCGCCGCUUCGCCGACCGCAUCAAAGAACUCUCCUCCGAUAUCUGGCAAACCCUCCAAUCAGUCGUGCAAUCCGUGUCCCGCUACACCGGCGGCGCCCUCCCGCAAAACGCCCAAACCGUCGUCCGCACCCAGCUCCUCUCCGUGCCCCAGCGCUGGCAACUCGCCAGCCGCAACACUAGCGGUAGCAGUAGUGGUGGUGACGAAGUCCGUGGCGCAAACCGUAUGCUAGCCUUUGCCAAAGAAGGGCUUGAUAUGAUGGGUCAGAUUACGACGGUUGUGGAUGGUACCGUGCAGAGUGCAGAGUGCUGGCUUCAACGUAUUGGACGGAGACCUGCGAAUGGGGAGGAGAAUGCAGGACAGGCGGGGGAGAGUCAGAAGACGCCUCUUGCGCUUGAGGCUGGGUUGGGGAGGGAUGAGAAGAGGUAG